AUGGCUGAAAAUUAUCAAGGUAAAAGUGUUAAAGCAAAUUAUAAUUUUAAAGCUCAAAAUACAGAUGAGUUAUCAUUCAAUAAAAAUGAUAUAAUCGUGAUAACUCAAUCACCUGAAGGUGGAUGGUGGGAAGGAACUUUAGAUACGAAAACGGGCUGGUUUCCAAUGAAUUAUGUUGAAUUGAUCAAACAAGAUUCAACGCCGUCGACUCAGAGUACAGCAUCACAAUGUCAAGAAAUGAGAAAAAAUCGUGAAACAAUUCUUGAAACAUUAAUCGAAAGCGAACAGCAAUAUGUAGGUGAAUUAGAAGAAUUUCUAACUCAAAUAAUCCAACCGCUAUACAAUGCAUUCAGUCCCGAUCAUUCGUUUGACAUUCAACGUACUUACAGUCAAUUAGAUGAAUUAAUCAAAUUUCAUCGUCAUCUUCUGUCUAUUCUUCAUGAUUGUAUAAAAACGAAUCAUCGUAUUGGUGGAGUAUUCUUACAAUUAGCACCAACAUUAAAACCACUAUUUGAAAUGUAUUGUCAACAACAUGCAAAAACAAUAUUAUUUUGUAAUUCUAAUAAAGAUAAAAUUCUUUCCACAUUAUCAAAAAUUGAUCCAAAUGGAACAAAUAAUUAUUUAUUAUUAACAAAAAAUUUAUCAUUACCAUUGAAUAGACUUGAAAAAUAUUCCGUUUUAUUAAAAGAAUAUCUUCAUAAUCUCGAGGAAUUUCAUCCAGAUCGUGGUGAUGCUCAACGAGCAGCCGAAUAUUACUCAGAAUUAGCGCGUUCUGGAAACGAGCUACGUAAACGUAAAGAAUGGGAAUUAGAAAUAAUGAACAGUACAAUCCAUGGUUUAGAUGGUGAACAUCUAUCCUCGUACGGCGAAGCUCUCUGUUUAACGCCUGUGAAUGUCAUAUUCGAAAAUGGUCAGUCAAGUGAACGAAUUGCAUUGUUAUACAGUUCAGUAUUAAUAUUUCUGUCCAUAACUAAUUCACCCCAAGAAUAUAAAUUUGAAAAUCAUUUGUCUCUUAGUCAAUUAAUAUUAAGUAAAAUUGAUGAUGAUGUACUUGGUAAACGUGCUUUAAAAAUAUCCGCCCCAUCUUUAUCGAUGAUUGUUUCAUUUCCAAGUACAAUGGAAUUUAAUGAAUGGUGUGACAAAUUUCGUUCGUUAACUUACGAGCACAAACAUAGCGAAAUAGAAACACCGCAUACACCACAAGUAUCAAAAUCUGUGUCAAUGCUGGGUCAUUUACCAAAAAGUGCAACAGGUGCUGGUGCACUAUUAAAAAUACCUCUACGUUCGCCAACGAAAACUCCUUGGUCAAAAUCAUGUUUAAGACCUCAUUCACCAAAUAGAAUUCGUCUUGGUCAAACAAUUGGAUCAAGUGAUGGAUUAAAUGAGUCGAGUAGUGGAGGAAGCGGCGGUGGUGCAAAUAAGACAUUAAAAAGAUUUAUGACCAUGAAAAAAAUGAAAGCAAAUGAAUUUCUUAAACGAGUUGAAACUAGUGAGGGUGAUUCUCUUCUUUUAUCGGUUAUUGAAGCGUAUUGUGGUGCCAGUGGUAAAAGUCGACACUCCGUAUCAGCAGGUUCAAAUGAACAAAAUACUCCUAAUUUAGUAGGCAAUUCAAGCCCAAUUAUUUUAAAUGAUAGUAUUAAUAUUAACAAUGUCACGAGUCCUCAACCUAUAACAUCUUUAGACAAGAUUAUGCCACUUACGUUAGACAAUAAUCGUCUCAUUUCUGAAACAUUAAAUGAAUUGCGUUUGGCAUUAAAAAUGGUACAACAAGAGCUUGAAGAAGAAAAAAUUGCACGACGUAAAUUAGAAAGUCAGAUACAACGUUUGUUAACAGCUAAAUAA
Molecule: messenger RNA, 1842 nt
Organism: Didymodactylos carnosus
Lineage: Eukaryota; Metazoa; Rotifera; Eurotatoria; Philodinida; Philodinidae
Source: the annotation of a GenBank genome assembly